Messenger RNA from Rhinocladiella mackenziei CBS 650.93, 639 nucleotides. RefSeq lists its product as uncharacterized. The transcript has 4 exons. NCBI's taxonomy places the organism in Eukaryota, Fungi, Ascomycota, Eurotiomycetes, Chaetothyriales, Herpotrichiellaceae. The record is from RefSeq and is a predicted model, not a curated record. Bases 1 to 639 code for a protein of 212 amino acids.
AUGUGGCAUAAAAUUGGACCAAGUACUCGGGAUUGGGGUUCUUUCGCUAAAGGCGCAGGAGCACCCACAUCCUUGGGAGAUCGCCUGAAGAAGCGAAUGGAUCUUGUCAUCGCUAUCAGGGAAAAGUUGAAGGAAUAUCGCGAUGCUCUUAUCAUGGAGUCCACCAUACUUUUGCUGAGGAGGCCAUCACGACAAGCCCAUGAUGCUUUUAUUCGAAGGUUCUGGGAUGAACGGAAUGGCGAAAGGACCAUCCCAACACUUGACGGAUAUAGUGAAUCUCUCUAUGAAGAUCGAAAAGACUUGCUAGUUCUGAAGCGGGCAGAAAGCGAGGAUCGACUCACACAACUACUGCGAAAAUUCUGUCCACGGCUGUUCAAGAUUGGCCGUCGUCAAAAUGGUGGAUCAGAUAUCGAAUAUAUUUCGGCCCAUCGCAUAUCGAUGGUUGUCAACGUGAUCACAGUCUUGCUGGCGGCCACGUUGCUCUUCGGCGCCAUAUACAAUUUGUACUAUGUGCAGCGAGGCAUCAGCCUCAUCUCCAGUGCGCCGAGAGCGGAGAUUUUUGGAGCAUGCGCGGCGUAUGCUGCUGUUCCCGUCGUCUUUUUGAGCGGCAAUCUUGGAAAUACUGGUGAUUCUGGGUAG